This is a messenger RNA of Aaosphaeria arxii CBS 175.79, 624 nucleotides long. RefSeq lists its product as uncharacterized. NCBI's taxonomy places the organism in Eukaryota, Fungi, Ascomycota, Dothideomycetes, Pleosporales. The coding region runs from base 1 to 624 and encodes 207 amino acids. The record is from RefSeq and is a predicted model, not a curated record. The transcript has 3 exons.
AUGUCCUACUCACAAUAUCCUGGUGGCGCUGACCAGUACACCACUGGCUACAGCGCGCCCAUUCCUCAAUACACAGAGUCACAAAUCCACGCCUACUAUCAACAAUACCAAUGCUAUCCACAGCAGCCAUAUCAUGUUAUCCCGGAUUACUUUCCUCAGCCGGUGUACACCACUUCUCAGUAUCCGGUGACUACACAAGGAGGCUACUAUCCACACGAAGACCCCAUGGUCUCACUGCCAGAACCACACAAGUUAGCACCCCCUGAGGACGAUGAAAUGCUUCGACGAAGAAGAUCAAUGAAGGCUGACCGAAGGAGUAGGAGCCGGAGCGCCUCGCAACCUAGGACAUUUCCAUGCACAGUGCCAAACUGCACAAGCACAGCAAACUUCACUCGGCUAGCCGAUCUCCAGCGCCAUCAGUCCACCGUCCACAACAAGAACACGACCCCAGAAUAUCCAUGCGAGGUCAAAGGGUGCACUCGCAUCGGUGACAAAGGAUUCACGCGCCGCGACCAUCUCGUCGAACACCUCCGCAACUUCCACCACAUCGAUAUCCCCAAGCGGAAACCUGGAGAGCGCUCGGCCAACCCGCUUGGCCGGAGCCUGACUGGCUACUCAUCGUAA